AUGGAGAAAAUGAACACAAAGAGAAGAAUAGUGUUAGUUCCAGCUCCAGGACAAGGUCAUGUAACUCCAAUGAUGCAACUGGGGAAAUUACUUGACUUGAAGGGAUUCUCAAUUACAGUUGUUCAGGGACACUUCAAUCAAGUAAGCUCUUCUUCUCAAAAAUUCCCUGGUUUUCAAAUUGUCACCAUACCGGAAAGCUUACAAGAGUCCGAGUUCGAGAGACUUGGACCAAUCGAGUUUCUGCUCAAACUCAAUAAAACUAGCAAGGCAAGCUUCAAGGACUGUAUUGGUCAUUUGAUGGUGCAACAUGGCAAUGAUAUUGCAUGUAUCAUCUACGACGAGUUCAUGUACUUUUCUGAAGCUGCAGCUAAGGAAUUCAAACUUCCUAGUGUCGUCAUCAACACUUCAAGUGCUACAAAUCAAGCUUGCCGUACCUUUUUAAGCAAAGUCAACGCUGAGAAGUUCUUGGCCAACAUGGAAGAUCCUCAAGCGCAAGACAAGGUGGUGGAAAAUUUGCACCCAUUAAGAUACAAAGAGCUACCGGUUUCCGAUAUGGGGCCAGUAGAGCGAGUUUUGGAUCUCUGCAAGGAUGUAGUCAAGGAAAGAAGAGCUUUCGCUGUUAUCAUCAACACGGUGAGCUGUCUAGAGAACUCUUCUUUGGCAUGGCUGGAUCAAGAACUUGGAAUUCCAGUGUACCCUUUAGGCCCUCUUCACAUUACAGCUCCACCACCAUCUAGUUUACGUGAAGAAGACAUGAGCUGCAUCGAAUGGCUGAACAAGCAGAAACCGAGGUCAGUCAUAUACAUAAGUUUAGGAAGCGUACUUUCCAUGAAAACGAAGGAGGUCUCGGAGAUGGCUUUGGGAUUGUGUGAUAGCAACCAACCUUUCUUAUGGGUCAUCCGACAAGGCUCGGAGCCAUUGCCAGAGGAAGUCAGUAAGAUGGUCUCAGAAAAAGGGUACAUUGUGAAAUGGGCACCACAGAUGGAAGUACUAGCACAUCCUGCAGUGGGAGGUUUCUGGAGCCAUUGUGGAUGGAACUCAACACUCGAGAGCGUUACUGAAGGAGUGCCAAUGAUUUGCAGGCCUUUUCACGGCGAGCAGAAGUUAAAUGCAAUCUAUAUAGAAAGUGUUUGGAAGAUAGGGAUUCAGAUUGAAGGUGAAGUUGAAAGAGGAGUUGUGGAGAGAGCUGUGAAGAGGUUGCUUGUGGAUGAAGAAAGUGCAAGUAUGAGGGAGAGAGCACUAGUUUUAAAAGAAAAGGUCAAAGCCUCUGUGAGAAACGGAGGCUCCUCGUACAAUGCAUUGGAUGAGUUUGUCAAGUACUUGGAGAAAGUGGAAUUAAGCUCAUGA
Microthlaspi erraticum is the source of this 1347-nucleotide messenger RNA. NCBI's taxonomy places the organism in Eukaryota, Viridiplantae, Streptophyta, Magnoliopsida, Brassicales, Brassicaceae. The record is from the annotation of a GenBank genome assembly.